AUGCCAGCCUCUGGUGUCACAGUCAGUGAUGAAGUCAUCAAAGUCUUCAAUGACAUGAAAGUACGGAAGUCCUCGUCUUCAGACGAGGUGAAAAAGCGCAAAAAGGCAGUGCUGUUCUGCCUCAGCGAUGACAAGAAGAAGAUCGUCGUAGAAGAGGGCAAGCAUAUCUUAGUCGGAGACAUUGGAGACACUGUCGAUGACCCCUACGCCUGCUUCGUGAAGCUCCUACCUCUCAACGACUGCAGAUACGGCUUAUACGAUGCCACUUAUGAAACUAAAGAGUCCAAGAAAGAAGACUUGGUAUUCAUAUUUUGGGCCCCUGAAGGUGCGCCGUUAAAAAGCAAGAUGAUUUAUGCUAGCUCAAAAGAUGCAAUUAAGAAGAAGUUUACAGGGUGUGAGACGUGA
Messenger RNA from Sinocyclocheilus anshuiensis, 405 nucleotides. Its product is annotated as cofilin-2-like. Gene Ontology annotation, molecular function: actin binding. Gene Ontology annotation, biological process: actin filament depolymerization. NCBI's taxonomy places the organism in Eukaryota, Metazoa, Chordata, Actinopteri, Cypriniformes, Cyprinidae. Gene Ontology annotation, cellular component: actin cytoskeleton. The transcript is spliced from 4 exons. The record is from RefSeq and is a predicted model, not a curated record. The coding region runs from base 1 to 405 and encodes 134 amino acids.